Molecule: messenger RNA, 3217 nt
Organism: Cydia fagiglandana
Lineage: Eukaryota; Metazoa; Arthropoda; Insecta; Lepidoptera; Tortricidae
Exons: 2
Coding region: 20-883 (287 amino acids)
Source: RefSeq, a predicted model, not a curated record
AAGUGAAAAUUUUAGAAAAAUGUCUGCCGUCGAAUAUAAAAUGCCCGAGGGGCUCAAUUUAGAAGAUAUAGAUAACUGCUGGCCUCAGUGGCAACGUUUCAAGCUAGCUUUUCGCAACUUCGUGCUGGCGGCGGGGUUAGAAAGAAUAUCAGAAACAAGAAAAGCUGCAAUACUUAUUAAUUGCGUAGGCCACGAAGCGCAAGAAUUAUAUUUUAACGUCCUUAAAGUGGAAGAUAAGGACAAGCUGGAGGAGGUGAUCGAAGUUUUCGACGACUACUUUAAGCCGAAACAAAAUGAAAUUAUAAACAGAUUCAAUCUUAACAAGCGGAACCAAGAAGAGGGAGAAACAUUUGAUGCUUUUUACACAGCAAUAAGAAAAGUAGCGGAGAACUGCAACUACGGAGACCAAAAAGAGAAGAUGCUUCGGGACAAGAUUGUUAUUGGUGUUCGGGAGCAACGUAUUCAACAGAAGCUACUAGAAAUCAAGGAUCUCACUUUGGAGAAGGCCAUCGACAUCUGUAGGUCUGCGGAGCUGUCCAGAGAAUUUGUGAAGACGCUCAACAACCCGGAGGUGCACGCAGUUCAGACGGGCCGGGCAGCACAGCAGCAGCAGCAGCCCAAUAAAGCUAAGUAUUUCAGUAAUCAUAAAAAGACUAUGUCUCGAAAUAUUAAUAUGGAGGGUCGUUAUAAUAAAUGGUUUUAUAACUGCAGAAAGUGUAACACCGAGCAUGGUCCUAAACAGUGUCCUGCUUAUGGUAAGACAUGCUCGAAGUGUAACAAGCCAAAUCAUUUUAGUGUGGGUUGCACUUUCAAUAAGAGACGGGUUGAUAACAUUAAUAACAAUGACAGCGAAGAAGCCUGUAACAAUGUUCAUGACUUAUGACUGUCAAAUAAUAUUACUUAUGAGGUUUAUUCCAUAGAUUUGGGUAAAAAUGAUUGGACUGAGACACUCAGAGUAGAAAAUAAAAAAGUAUGUUUUAAAUGUGACACAGGAGCCCAAAUUAACGUGAUUAGUAACAGGGAUUUUAAGAAAAUUGUCAAUGAUGAUAACAAUUUUAAAAUAUCUGAGACAAGAGUAAUAAUUAAAGUCUUCGGUGGUGGAAAAUUGUUCCCUUUAGGUAAAGUCACACUAAAAAAUUUUUCUAAUGCAGUUAAAAGUGAUGAAGUCAUGACUGAUUUUUUAAUUGUUAAAGAAAGUGUCAGACCAAUCUUAGGAUUAGCCUCAUUAGUAAAACUGAAGUUAUUGAAUAAUACUAAUAUUGAUACAAUUGAAACUGAACAUGUCACCACUAAUACUGCAAAGACUGAUCUGAUAACUAAUAAUAAUAGUAAAAACAGUAUCAUUAAUAAAAACAUUGAACUAUUUCAGGGUGUUGGCGAGUUCAAAACGCCACUGCAACUGCGCAUUCGACCCGAUGCUGAGCCUGUGGUGAGACCUCCACGGCGGGUACCCAACUCCCUGAAGCCGCGCCUCGCGGACAAACUGGCAGCUCUGGUGAAGCAUAAAGUCAUAGCUAAGGUAGACCAUCCUAAAAGUUUUGUUAGCAAUUUAGUCAUAAUUGAAAAGAAAAAUGGUUCACUUAGAAUUUGUUUAGACCCGAAGGACUUGAAUCAAGUGCUAAUAAGAGAGCACCACUUAAUACCAACCUUAGAGGACAUUGUGUCAAAAUUAAAUAAUAAAAAGAUAUUUUCUGUGCUGGAUCUUUCAGACGGGUUUUAUAAUAUUAAAUUGACAGACAGUUCAAGUGACUUGUGUACUUUUAAUAGCCCGUUUGGCUGUUACAAAUUUUUAAGGUGUCCCUUCGGGAUCUCGGUAGCUCCUGAGGUAUUCCAAAAAUAUAGCGAAACUGCCUUUGGUGACAUCCCCGGAGUUAUUGUUUAUUGUGACGACCUCUUAAUAUGUGCUGACACCGAACAGGAACAUGAUGCAAUAUUGGACAAGGUGUUUAGUAGGGCCAGAGAAAACAAUGUUCGCUUCAAUAAAGAGAAAUUUCAAUAUAAAUUAAAGCAAGUAAAGUAUUUUGGCCAUAUUUUUUCAGAACAAGGUAUGCAAAUUGAUCCAGACAGAGUCAGUGCUAUAGUUAAUAUGAAAAGUCCUAUUAAUAAGAAAGAACUCCAAAUUUUCCUCGGAAUGGUUAAUUAUUUAAGAAAAUUUAUUCCACACCUAGCUAAUAUUGCAGCACCGUUACAACUGUUACUGAAAAAAGAUGUUGAAUGGCUUUGGACGGAAAUUCAUGAAGAUGUAUAUAAUAAUAUUAAAAAUAAAAUCAGUACAGCUCCGGUCCUUCAAAAUUUUGAUGAUAAUUUGCCCAUUACCAUACAGUGUGACGCAUCCAAAGAUGGCCUUGGAUGUUGUAUACUUCAAAAUGGCAAACCAGUUUGUUUCGCUUCACGAAGUUUAACAUCAGCUGAGCGUAAUUUUUCACAGAUUGAAAAAGAACUCUUAAGUGUAACCUGGUCUACACGUAAGUUUCAUUACUACAUAUAUGGACGUAAAGUAACAAUACUUAACGAUCACAAACCCCUAGAAAGUUUACUUAAGAAACAUCUUCAUGAAGUACCGUCACCAAGGUUACAAAGAUUGAAACUAAAACUAUUAAGAUAUGACAUAGAAUUUAAAUAUUUACAAGGUAAAUUUAUGUACAUUGCGGACUUGCUAUCACGCUCUUAUCAAUUGUCACCGGACACCGAUGAGUCUUACAUGUAUGAGGUGAUACAUUGCAUGGGCUUAGCACAUAAUUUAGAAUGCUCUGAGGAACAAAAAACAAUAUUAAUAAAUGAAAGUUCCAACGAUAACGAAUUACAGAAAUUAAGGAAUUUCAUAACAAAUGGCUGGCCCACUCAUAAUAAGGAUAUUCCUGAUGGUCUACAUAGUUACCAUAAAUUAAGAGGUGAACUGACUAUAGAUAACUAUUUAAUAUUUUUUAAUAAUCGAUUAAUUGUUCCUAAAAGUUUGAGACAGUCAUACAUUAAAACCUUACAUGAAGGACACAUCGGUGUGACAAAAAUGAAGCAACUGGCGAGAAAUUUAUAUUAUUGGCCACAUAUCGACUCUCAUAUUGAAGAAUAUGUAAAGCGUUGCUUCCCUUGCCAAACUUUUCAAAAUAAUAAUGUUAAAGAGCCACUACUGUCGCACAACAUACCUUGUUUACCAUUUUAUAAAAUAGCUGUUGAUAUUAUGGAUUUUAAAACAAAGAAUUAUUUAAUUAUUUACGAC